Molecule: messenger RNA, 2628 nt
Organism: Pediculus humanus corporis (human body louse)
Lineage: Eukaryota; Metazoa; Arthropoda; Insecta; Psocodea; Pediculidae
Product: oxysterol binding protein, putative
Exons: 17
Coding region: 1-2628 (875 amino acids)
Cellular component (GO): intracellular membrane-bounded organelle; cytosol; membrane
Molecular function (GO): cholesterol binding
Source: RefSeq, a predicted model, not a curated record
AUGAAUGCCUCAACCCAACAGUCACCAGGAGUUGAUUUCAAGAGAACCCACAAUGAUUCUACUAGUUCAUCACAUGAUUUAAGUAAUAAAACGACUCCAGUUAACAGAACUCCAGAGAAAAAACCUCAAAGAAGGAGUUUACAAUUUUUUUUGCCCAAAUUACCUUCUAGCGAAUCUAUAAAUAUGGCUUCAAACACUCCUUCACCUAACAUAUUAACCCCGAAUAGUGCUUUGGAAUCGUCGCCACAUCUGUCCGCUUCAAAGUUAGCUAGAAAAGAAUCAUACAAAGCCCAAAGAAAAAAUUACAGGCAGGAAAAAAAACGAGUUGCUGACGAAUUGCUUAAUUCUCUUAAAGAUCCAUCUGUAAUAGUUCUUGCAGACUGGUUAAAAGUGAGAGGAACCUUAAAGAGUUGGACAAAAUUAUGGUGCAUUCUUAAACCUGGUCUUUUACUUCUUUACAAAAGUCCUAAAAUUAAGAGUAAUCAUUGGGUUGGAACCGUCGUGUUAAAUGCAUGUUCAAUAAUUGAAAGGCCGUCCAAAAAAGAUGGAUUUUGUUUUAAAUUAUUUCAUCCCAUGGAACAGUCUAUUUGGGCUCCAAGAGGGCCAGAAAAAGAAACCAUUGGUGCCGUUGUGCAGCCAUUACCAACAUCGUACUUAAUUUUUAGAGCUCCUUCUCAGCAAGCGGGUAAAUGUUGGUUGGAUGCCCUGGAGCUUUCGGUGCGAUGUUCCACUUUGUUGGUUCGAUCCUUUAGUCGACCAAGUCACGUCCAAACUUCUGAUAACGAUUUAACCGCCAAUCAUGACACUCAGUGGAGUGAAGCUGAUUUUGAAAAGCAUUUUGUUGAUCACGAUUCCGAUGCUGGAGGUGGAGAUCGAAAUAGCGGAACCGAACAAAUGUCCGUUUCAGAAUCCGAUUCUGAAGUAUCAGCAAAGUUUGAAGAACAAACGGACUUACCGGAACACGAAGACCCACCGGAAACCGAGUAUAUUCAAAAAGAAGAAGGAGACGUUGCUUGUUCGCAAGGAGAACAAGUGGAAGAGCUAGCGGAAGAAAAUAAAUCGUUAAUAUGGUUUCUCGUGAAACAAGUUCGACCCGGAAUGGAUCUGUCCAAAGUCGUUUUACCAACAUUUAUUCUAGAACCUCGGUCGUUUUUAGACAAACUAGCCGAUUCGUAUUACCAUGCCGACAUUUUAUCAAAGGCAGUCCUGGAAGACGACGCAUUUACCAGAAUGAAAAUAGUUGUUCAGUGGUACUUAUCUGGAUUUUACAAAAAAUCAAAAGGAUUGAAAAAACCUUAUAAUCCCAUAUUGGGAGAAAGUUUCAGAUGUUUUUGGAAACAUCCCAACGGAUCUCGUACUUUUUACAUUGCCGAACAGGUAUCUCAUCAUCCUCCGGUUUCUGCUUUCUACGUAACCAACAGACAAGACGGAUUUAGUAUUAGCGGUUCUAUAUUAGCAAAAUCUAAAUUUUACGGUAAUUCGACUUCGGCAAUACUGGACGGGGUAGCCAUUUUAACCCUUUUGCCAAGAGGAGAAGAAUACUCUAUAACGGUUCCAUAUGCUCUUUGUAAAGGAAUUUUAGUCGGGACUCUGAGUAUGGAAUUGGGUGGGAAAAUUUCAAUAGAAUGUGAAAAAACGGGAUAUAAAACAGAAUUAGAAUUUAAGUUGAAGCCCUUAAUUGGAGGUUCGGAUCAAAUAAAUGGCAUAUCCGGAAAGUUGAAGCUGGGUAAAGAAACAUUAGCGACCAUCGACGGUUAUUGGGAUGGUUUGACUAAUAUUAAGGAUAAAAGAACAGGAGAAGAACAGGUUUUAUGGCAUCCGACACCAACCAUCCGGUCUACAAGACUAAAAAGAUUUACAGUUCCUUUGAAUAGUCAAGAAAGUUACGAAUCGGAAAAAUUGUGGGAAAAAGUUUCGGCUGCCAUUUUGUCGGACGAUCAGGUAGCCGCAACCGAAGAAAAAACCGCGCUGGAGAACGCUCAAAGAAAUUCGGCCAAAUCGAGAAAAGAAUCCGGAACGGAAUGGAUCCCUAAAUAUUUCGAACAGAAUUUAAUUAGCGGCGCUUGGGUUUACAAACAUUGCGAUUUAAGGCCCUGGGAUCCCCGUAACGAUCUCAUACAGUACGAAUAUAAUUACAUAAUAUUAACGAAAACGAGACAUCGAACUCCGAUGAUUCGAACUUCCAGCAUAGUCAGCGUGGAACCGUCUUCCGUGCAACCUCUUCUUCAAACAGAAUCCCGGUCUUCGUUGUCCGUGUUAAAAUCAUCCAAGAGGAGAAUAACGAGCAAAGCGAAAAGGCAAGAAAGUGUGAGUUCGUCGCAAGAUGGAGAACUUCAUAGCGAUUCGAGUCAGUGGGGUAACAACACGACAAACACGACAAGGCAUAAUAAAAUCGAUGACAGGAUAAUGGAUAAAAUGAAAGGACUCGAACAAGUAUUGAAAAUGAACAGCGAUAAAUUAAUGAAAAUACAACAAAAUAUGGAAACGCUGGGGAAAAUGCAAAGGGAAAGAGAUAGAAAAUUAUUAAAUCGUCCCCCCAGUUUAUUCAACAUGGAAAUUUUAUGGGCUUUGGCUCUAAUAUCCGCAUUUCAACUCGUCGCCAUGUGGUUUUUACUUAAAAAAGGAUGA